Diaporthe citri is the source of this 738-nucleotide messenger RNA. RefSeq lists its product as uncharacterized. Gene Ontology annotation, biological process: mycotoxin biosynthetic process. The transcript has 4 exons. Bases 1 to 738 code for a protein of 245 amino acids. NCBI's taxonomy places the organism in Eukaryota, Fungi, Ascomycota, Sordariomycetes, Diaporthales, Diaporthaceae. The record is from RefSeq and is a predicted model, not a curated record.
AUGCUUGGCGCUCUGCGUACUAGAGCAAGCGAUGCUCGCUUCUUGAAAUGGUACCGCUACAGCAAUUUGCCCCAAGAAUUGGAAGGCAGUGACGAGGAGUACGCCAUCAAUAAAGACGCAGCCUUGUGUCCAGAAAGGCCGUGGUACAAAUCGCUCUCGAGAGCCCUGCUGUGGAACAUUGCUGUCUUCAGCUUAUUGACCCUCGCCUUCUGGUUUGUCGGCAGGAAGCCCACGAAACCAGCUGUAUUUCCUCCUACUUUGCCGAUCACUAUCCCAACCACGUUUCUUGCAAGCGAUCAUUUUAUGUCAGAAAAGUCUCCGGAAUCCGACGCAGCAUGGGAGAGCUUAAUGCCAGAGGGUCAUGGCUUUGUUCUGGUUGAGCAUCUAGAGGCCUUCAACUUACUAUCGCCUGGUAUCCCCACAAACGGGAUGCUCCGAGAAAGCUACUACGCGGCCCAAUCUGGGAGAGCGCCGAAAAUCUACCAGGAAGACAAGCUGCCGGCAGAGAAGCAAGAGCAUGCACAUGGUGUGCAUGUUGGGCAUUGUUUUGACUACCCUAGGCAGGCGAUACAAUGUGCAGGAGACUUGACUUUGGAGCCGUCCGCGCAGUCUAGUACGGGCCAGGUCCUCGGCACCGUCGACGGCUGGGGUGUAACGCAUAUGUGUCGGAGUUGGGAUGAUGCUGUGAAAUGGACGUUGGAGCACAAGGCACCCCACAAUGAGGGAGGCAUAGCUUGA